AUGUACAAACUGAUCGUAUUCACUGCUUUCUUGGCUGUAGCCGCCGCAGCCCCUGGUUUAUACGGUGCUCCUCUCGCUUCCCCAUGGGGCCAUGGUAUCGGCGUAGCCCCCGUGGUCAGCGCCCCGAUAGUGAGGACUGCUGUUCCUGUUGCCACCUCAUACGCCAACACUGUUAGAAUCGCCGGUCCAGCUCUCGCAGUAGCCCACGCUCCCGUCGUAGCCGCCCAUGGUCCAGUUUUAGCCGCACCUUUCGCCCACGGAUGGUAA
Molecule: messenger RNA, 267 nt
Organism: Pieris macdunnoughi
Lineage: Eukaryota; Metazoa; Arthropoda; Insecta; Lepidoptera; Pieridae
Source: the annotation of a GenBank genome assembly